Molecule: messenger RNA, 6075 nt
Organism: Oncorhynchus kisutch (coho salmon)
Lineage: Eukaryota; Metazoa; Chordata; Actinopteri; Salmoniformes; Salmonidae
Product: zinc finger and SCAN domain-containing protein 2
Exons: 9
Coding region: 3283-5625 (780 amino acids)
Source: RefSeq, a predicted model, not a curated record
AGCAACACAACAUAAGACAAAAAUUACUUUUAUCUCCGUAACUAUCAUGGUCCUUGCAUUGUACACAAAUGGCUGUGCAGGUGACAUUUUAUUGACCCAGACUCCUGCAGUUGCCAUGGCACAGUCUGGAGAGUCUGCCACGAUCAGCUGUAAAGCUAGUAGUGCCAUUGACAAUGAUUUAGCCUGGUACCAUCAGAAACCUGGAGAAGCUCCUAAAUUCAUCAUCAACUUUGACAGUGGUUUAACAUCUGGUCGAUAUCAUGGCACUGGAUAUGAUAUUGAUUUCACUCUGACCAUCAGUGGAGUUCAACCUGAAGAUGCAGGAGAUUACCACUGUCAGCAGCAUGAAGCUACUCCAUUCACACAGUGAUACAAACCUCCCUCAGCUGUAGAGAAAGUGAUCUAAAUCUGCUUACUGGGGACUUUCACAAAUGUGUUGAAAUACAAUAUUAAUAUUUACCAUGACAAGGAUUAUCAUGACAAACACAGCAACGCUACCUGGAUCACUGAGGUAUAAUAAGAACUGGGAACAACGUCCAACUACAUCCGACCGUUGUUUUCAAGAUGAAAUCCUGUGACUAGUGAGGUUCGGCCACCUGCUUGCUCAACCCCAUCCCCUCCUCUCUUCUUCAGACUACCUCUGGAGAUGUGGUAAAAUGGCAAAGGAAGAAAUGGCAGUGGUUUUAGGGGUGCCCAACCAAUUUGUGCUACUUUGUGGGGGGGUUUUCACAUUAUUUGUAACUUAUUUUAAACAUAAUGUUUCUGCAAUCUAGCACUCACUGAGCGCAAACAUGCAACAUCACAUAGACAACAACCCCCCCCCCCAACCACAAUACAAAACAGGCUACCUAAAUAUGGUUCCCAAUCAGAGACAACGACAAACACCUGCCACUGAUUGAGAACCAUAUCAAGCCAAAACACAUAGAAACAGACUAACUAGACAUGCAACAUAGAAUGCCCACUCAUAUCACACCCUGACCAAACAAAACAUAGAAACAAACAACUCAAAUAAUGGUCAGAGUGUGACAGUCCUAACCGAGUUGCGAAAACUGUAGUUUGUUAAAUUAACAAGAAAUUUGUGGAGUGGUUGAAAAACGAGUUUUAAUGACUGCAACCUAAGUGUAUGUAAACUUCCGACUUCAACUGUAUGUAUACUGUAGCUAAAAAAGCAAUACUAAGCGUUAGUAGCCCAUAUCCCUCACCCUAAAAAUGUAGUCUAUUUUCACCAACGCAGUAUUGUAAACCCAUCUUUCGUGGCGGGUGUGUGCUUGUUUGCCAACAUUUUUUGUACAGCUUUGACAGUGUUACUGAUAAUUAUGGUGGCGCUUGGCUUGCAUCUGCAAAUUCAGCACACAUAACAUUCUAUAAUAGAAUUGUGUUAUUUAACAUGUCAAAUUGUGUUAUAUGACAUGUAUGUUUUUUGACACGCAAAGACACACAUUUUUUAUUUAUUUAUCUAGGCAAGUCAGUUAAGAACAUAUUCUUAUUUACAAUGAUGGCCUACACCAGCCAUCAUCAUGGAUUUGAACCAGGGUGUCUAUAGUGAUGCCUCUGGCACUGAGAUGCAGUGCCUUAGACCGCUGCGCCACUCGGGAGCCCAAAUGGUGUUCAAUGUGCCUCACCCUAAUAAUUUGGUAUAUUUUCACCUCUUAACCUCUUUACUUCCAGCAGCAUACCAUCCUGCAUACCACUGGUGGCUUGCUUCUGAAGCUAAGCAGGGUUGGUCCUGGUCAGUCUUUCGGAUGGGACGUUAAAUGCGUGUCCUGACUCUCUGAGGUCAUUAAAGAUCCCAUGGCACUUAUUGUAAGAGUAGGGGUGUUAACCCUGGUGUCCUGGCUAAAUUCCCAAUCUGGCUCUCAAACCAUCAUGGUCACCUAAUAAUCCCCAGUUUACAAUUGGCUCAUUCAUCCCCCUCAUUUCCCCUGUAACUAUUCCCCAGGUUGUUGCUGUAAAUGAGAAUGUGUUCUCAGUCAACUUACAUGGAUAAAUUCAAAAUUCAAAAAAUUUCUAACAUGGUGGUGUAUUCUAACAUGGUGGUGCACAUGAAGCCUAUAACCUGUUUUAGAAAAAUGUAAUCAUCGAAUAAAUCAUUAAAUCAUUUAAUUGUCUGUUUAUAUGCCCCCUUUAUUUAUCCUACGGUUCUGACAUGUUGUACAGGGAGUACACUGUAAGAACGGCUUAUGUUCUGAAUUCAGUCGCUGCACAUUUCAAAAAGGCUGAACAAAUAUUUAUAUUGACUACGUCUGUCGUCGCUUGCUCAUUAAUGUCUUAAUCGAAAUUACGGAUUGCCUCUUAUCCGCUUGUCCUAACCUUAUGCUAUAGUUUGUACAUCUCAAUUGUCAGUAGAAAUCACAUUUGUUUAAGCAAAUCAGCCAUAUCAGCUAUGUUUUUUUUAAAGGCAGUAAAUGAGUCUGAAUUAACUGUUUCGCUGCCAGACAAGGCUGCGCUGAAAGCCAGGUGUAGCAGUGCUAAGGUGUCGGGACUGCUGUUGGGACAGCUGUAUGUAGGUUCUAACAGUUUGUGGGCACUGUUUGUCACCGCUAUAGUGCAAUUGAUGUAUUGUUUAGUGUUGAGUUGUGUAGUGGCUUUGCUGGCAUGCAUCUCCCAUAAAAUGUGUUUGCCCCAUCAAGAUUUACAUGCUAAAAUCGCCACUGAAAUAGAGGUGAAUUACUUUUGUACUAUUACGUGGUUACUUUUACUUUGAAAUUUCCCGAAACAGUGACCCGGAAAUACUUUUCUAGUGUUGCUGACGAGACACUAAUUUCUUUCUGAAUGUACGGUUGUUGUUUCCAUUUCCACAUUUAUUUUAUUGCAUGUUGAUAUACAGUUGUAUGCUGUUAAUUAUCCAUACAUACUUUUGAUAACAACUUUUCCAUCAUGGACAAACGAGUCAAAGCGACUGCCAGUACGGGUAGGGGUUGUUUCUAAAAGUAACGUUACAGUCUAUGCUAUUAACCCUGGCUAACGUAAGCUAGAGUAGCUCAAAUUCAACAUACAGGCAGCCCCAAGUGAACUGUAAAGUAACUUACUAAUAUAGCUAACUACAUUCAUUUCAUGUUAAUAUCAUGUUGGCUUUCUUUCUAAAUGUUGCUGCUAAAUAUAGUAAAACCAAAGAUUCUAACUCUCAUCUGUGGUUUUGUCUUAUCAUAAUAUUUUGUCUAGCCUUGAUGUUGUAGACGAAUAUGUUUUUUUUUGUUAUGCAACAACCAGUACAGCCUAAAUAUUUAUUGGUUCCGUCUUCUUUCCAUAGGCCCCCCUCUUCCUCUCUACUCUUUACGACUCAUGGUUUCUCCCCUGCGGCUGAUGUAUUCCUUUGUAUGGCAUGUGGUGAAUCAAAGAAAUGUGAUGCACUAUGGGAAGGUCGAGGAAUUUGUAACUGUGGUGACUGAAGCUGUUCCAAAGUUGCUGAGUUACAAACAGAGGGCUCAACUCAUCCUGGGCCUGAGAGCAAGGAUGAUCUUGGAGAUGUUCCGCAAGGAUUGUCCACCUAACCCUCAGGCCAUCCAAUGUCUCCUGGGAAAGAUGAACAUCAGUGCAUCCGCAGGGCAGCAAGAUAUGGAAGUGGAGGAGUCGCAGGCUAACUUUGUGGCGUUGGUCCAAACCCUUCUGACAAACCCUUAUGAGAGGAAGCACUUCUUCCAGGAGGAGUUCCAUACACAGUAUGGCUCCAAGUACGACACAGCACUGCAGGCCCUUGUGGGAGGAUUGGUCUUCAGACUGGAACAACUGCUAUCUGUGCCAGAUCUCUCCCAGAUAGCGUCCAUUAUCAGUGCUGACCCCUCUGACCUGGAGGAGUGUGGACAGUCUGUGUCUGACCCUGAGCACCUGAAGAUCCUCCUCCAGCACCAGAACCUGCUAAAUAAAACCCAGUUAAACAGAAAUGUACCUCUCACUUCCUCUGUGGGUGACUGUGUGCUGUCUUCGCUGUCCUUCCGCCUCGCCUGUGGAAUGCCAUCAAUGGAGCCAGAUUUUGAUGAGCCAUCAGAAUCAUUAGAAGCCGCUUUAAGCGUCAUGAACCCUGCCUCCUUCAAUGACUUGGAGGAUCUGGGAAUGAUGUCAGAUGAUUCGCCACAUGCUGGAGAAGAUAGUACUGUAGAGAGAGAAGAGGAUGCCAGGGAUAGUGGAAGUGGGGUGAAAAAUGCAGUGCGUGACAAUGCACUGCCAGAGAGCGUGUCUAGUCCUCAAGGUGUUAGCGGACCAGUAGGAGGGGCACCAUCAAAAGGGGCACCAACAGUAAGGAGUAUGUUGCCAACACAGAGACACCAACAGCUUGUAUCACUGAUGAGUAGUUCCUUCACCAAAUCCUCUCCUUUACAGAUAGUCAAAUUAGUCAUCCCUGCCACGGUCACCAAUGGGAACCAACCAUGUAACCCACCGGUCAAAGUAGCGAGUGUCCACCAGUGGGUCUCCCACAUUGCAAGUAACUCGAUCUCGCUCCCUUCCUUGCCACCAAUUCCACAAAACAAUGAUGUAGACAGGGGGAUCUGGUCAGGUGACACAUGUCUUGGAAGCAGUGUGGUAAUUGGGGGUCAGGAAAUAGAAGCCAAUCUCUUUGAGAAGGCUGUUAUCCGAAGGAGAUGGGCGCCCAAGCCACAAAGAAUAACGGUACCCUCGAAGAGGAAAAUCCCUGAGGCAACCAUCAUUUGCCAGGAGUGUGGGAAGAGUUUUGUCUAUCCGUCUCAGCUGGAAAAUCACCUCCGCAUUCACACAGGAGAGAAACCUUUCAAGUGCACUGAGUGUGGCAGGGCCUUCAGGUCCUUAGGAGGCAUGACCACUCAUAUGAAAAAUCACUCUGAAGCGCGGCCAUUUAAGUGUGAUGAGUGUGACAAGGGCUUUCGGAAAAAGGCUGACCUGAAGAAGCAUCAGCUCAUCCACACGGGUGCGAAACCACAUAAAUGCACCAUCUGCGGAAAGGGCUUCAGCCAAGCAUUCUAUUGCAGAAUACACAUCCAGUCUCAUGCAAGUGAAAAUAACUUUCCCUGCACUCAUUGUCCGAAGAGAUUCCCAACCCAAUACAAGCUGUCUGUCCACGAGCGCUGGCACACCAUGGAGCGCCCGUUCAUCUGUGAGCAGUGUGGGAUGCGCUUCUUUCAUCCCAGUGGGCUGAAGAGGCACAUGGGCUAUCACAUUGGGAACCGCCCAUUCCUGUGUGCCCAGUGUGGAAAGACUUUUGUUUAUGAGUUUGACCUGAAGAAACACCAAAGGGACCAUGGCCCCAAGCCCAAGAUCCCAUGCCCUGUCUGCCAGAAGGUGUUUGGCAGCAACGGACUCAUCAAGGCCCACAUGUUUACGCACACCUCUGUAAAACCUUACAGAUGUGACAUAUGUGACAAGACCUUUAAACAGAGCAGCAGCUUGAGCAGUCACAAACGUCUGCACACAGGCGAACGCCCUUACCACUGUGACAUGUGUGGGAAGACAUACAAGCUAAAUCAGCACCUGAAGGAGCACAUAAUUGUCCACCACACGGCGGAGGGGCACCCCUGUGACCAGUGUGGAAAGGUCUUCAAGUUACCACGUCUUCUGAAGGCGCAUGAGCGGUUGCACUCAGGAGAGCGAUCUGAACAGACAAGGAAAUACAGUCACACCAGCCGUCGCAGGAGAAAUUCCUCCAAAAUGAGUUGAUUUACUGCACAGUGGCUGCCUUCCAUAGACACCGACUGGAAUUCUAGUUUUAUUGUUCUGACACAAGUUUAACUUUGUCACAAUGCCAUGCCAUUGGCUGUAAUCAUGUCCUUGUUUUUUUUUUUUUGUAAACUUGACAAUUUUGUCCCAUAAUCCAGGAUUUCCUAGACUGAACAUUGACAAAUGGUAGAAUGCCUGGCUUAAUUUAUGCAGAAACAAACCAAUGUCCUGUUAGAUACCAACAAUGAAUGAUUGUGUCAUUAAAACAUAUUUGUUUGUGAUGCUUUUUUUGGAUAGUUUGAAAUUCCAAUGACAUAAGAUGUAAAUUGACAGCUACUCACUUAUUUCUCUUUUUGAGAGUAGUCAAUGAUUGCCGGAAGCCUUUACAAAAAAUAUGCACAACAUUUGGUGUUGGAUAAAGGCAAAUAAAGUCAAAAUUGUGUAACACAA